AGAUUCCCAAUAUUCCAAAAGCAGAUGAACGCGAAAGGAUUUCUGUUAUGACCGUUAAAUCUGAGUUUGAUUAUUUUCUCUAGAUCCUUUUCUCAAAUGUGACUUUUCCUGUCUGGUUGAGCUGGGUUGGUCGUGUUUACAUGGCUGGUGAAAUGACAGCGUCUGAGAUGAGAGCCUGCAAAUAAUUGUAUGCAUUUUGUAAACCAGGAUGUAACCCAAUUAUUCCAUUUGUAAUAAUGUGUUAGCUCGUUACACGCUAUGUAGGCAUAUGUUAAGGGAACAUUAAUAUGGAUGUAGUGAAUAUUGCUUUCUGCGCCAUUGGGAAAUGCCUGGAAACUUGUAGCCUUUUUCUGGAUUUGGUCGUCUGGUUUGUGAAUUGGCUGUGCCGACUUUUCUCAGAUAUGGGUUCCUCUCUGCAUGAUCUACCAGUGGUGCUGAGUGGCUUCACCUUACUAGAAUACUGGAACUGUGCCCUUUUUUCUUUCCUCACUGUUACAGAGGUUGUCACCAGCACAGCACAUGGAGCUUUUAAUGUACUGGAAGGAUGGCUGGAAACCUUAGGGGGCAUUUUUGAGAGUUUUAAAAUGGUGGGCCACCUCUCUACUCAUGUUGCCUGGCGCACCAAAGAGUUGCUACACCGCGGACUUCUAUCUGGACAUACUUUACUGAAACAGACUUGUGAAGGCUUCAGCAUUGCAUUCAGCCUCGUUCUCUACUUUGUCAACACAAUCAUCAACAUUCUCCUCAUUAGUACUCAAAACUGCUUCUCUGCGAUAGUUGGGGCGUGGGAGGCAGUGUCAGGCCCCCUGCACAAAGCCUUGGAAUUAGCUGUCACACUUCUUACCUUCUUAUACAGCUGCCUGGUGGGCACCUCUGUACUGCUUUGGACACCCUGCCAGCUAGCCCUGGAGUUUCUGGGCUCCCUUGGUCAUGUCUUUAUCACAGUGUUCAUGUUCAACAUUUAUGGCUUGCUCGUAACAGUGAUCGUUGUUUCUUUAACUUUGCUCUAUCUUAAUCCGGAGAUGCCGCAACGUGUGGCCCAGCAAGGUGUUCAAUUUGUCAAUGCAAUCCCAGGAAUGCUAACACUACAGAGGACUAUUUCUAGACUUUACCUAGUGGCCAUGGAACAAGCUCAAGCUUUUCAGGACAAUGCUGCUGGCCCACAGGCCAUGGGCCAGGUGGCCCAAGCCAGACAGUCAAGGCGUGUUACACCACAGCCCCCUGGAGAGGGAGUGGGGCGCCCAGUUCUUGAUCUAAGGACCCCAGGUAGUCCUACUGACCACACAGGUACCCUUCUUCCCACAGAGCAGCCUGGAAGACCACUAGUGGAAUUAAACUCAACACUUCAACACCUUAACACUAGGUGGGAUAGCAUUGACCUUGACCCAGACCACUACCACCAUCCAUCUACAACUGCUAAGACUACAGUGAAGCAGCAGCCUGGCGGUGAGCAAGGCACUCAGGCCACCACUGCAGACACUGGCCUUCUCAGCCUGUUGAAAGAGCAUGAGGAGAGGAAGAAGUGUGUGAUCUGUCAGGACCGGGUCAAGAAUGUGUUGCUGCUGCCCUGUCGCCAUCUGUGCCUGUGUCGCCACUGCUCUGCCAUUUUGUUGCAGCAGCCCUCCCAGCAGCACAGUUGUCCCCUCUGCCGGCAGGCCAUCACACAGACCAUGGAUGUGUUCCUCUGAAACCACUGUCCUCCUGUGGCAGCCCCAGGGACCAGCUAGUGCACUUUGGGUUGCCAUUCCAGAGUUAAAAAGAGGGGCACUGAGGGAAAAAUAAAUUCAGCCGGUCUGAAAACCCCUGUCAUGGGAAUGGCUCCCGCUCAUUUUCUGAUGGGCAUUAGGACUGCAAACACUGGAUGGAGAAGACUUUACUCUCAGGAUAAUGGAAGAUAAUGAUAGGCAUCCACAAUGUAGAGAUUGUGUUGAGCAAAUAAAACUGGUCUACUGUCAUGUGGGAAUUGAUACUGUAGACAUGAUGCAGAUAGACUGUACAGUUGUGUUGGCCCAGUGCAGUACAUCUCUAUCUAUAAUUUUAAAUGCUGUUUUCCACCUCCAGUUCUCAAGCACAAGUUGAGUCACAUUUGUUGUAGCCGUAAACAAGCUAACUGACUCAACUUGCCAACUAUUUAUCAAGAUUUCAACUAGUUGAAUCCUGUGAGUUUGUCUGGGGUUGCAACCAAAAUGUGUGCUAUUGGGAGAGCUGGAGUUGGAGAACACUGGUCGAUCCCAAUUAAGGCCACAGGGUUUCUGAUGCUUACACUUUGCUUUCACCAGCUCCACAAACGAAUAUUGCAGCUUGCAUUUUAGGUGUUUGGUCGUUUAGCUCUAGAUUACAAAAUGUGGACGUUUCCUUUAUGGUUUCCCACAGCUGCACCAACUGUAUUGCACUGGCUACAAAGCUUCUGUGCUGACUUGUACAAUGAACAAAAUGUGACCUUUGUAACUUGCAUACUUCCAUAUUUCAGGCACAAGGUUUAUAAUUUAAUUAGAUAACUCAUGGCUACUAAACAUAUAACGAAAAUGAAGACGUUGAAUAGAGCAAAGUAGACCAUACUACAACCAAUUUUUAUAUAUAU
Esox lucius (northern pike) is the source of this 2581-nucleotide messenger RNA. Its product is annotated as E3 ubiquitin-protein ligase RNF26. Gene Ontology annotation, biological process: ubiquitin-dependent protein catabolic process; protein ubiquitination. Lineage: Eukaryota; Metazoa; Chordata; Actinopteri; Esociformes; Esocidae. Gene Ontology annotation, molecular function: ubiquitin protein ligase activity. The transcript has 2 exons. The record is from RefSeq and is a predicted model, not a curated record. The coding region runs from base 288 to 1688 and encodes 466 amino acids.